Messenger RNA from Myotis lucifugus (little brown bat), 650 nucleotides. Its product is annotated as OCIA domain-containing protein 2. Bases 16 to 381 code for a protein of 121 amino acids. Gene Ontology annotation, cellular component: mitochondrial inner membrane. NCBI's taxonomy places the organism in Eukaryota, Metazoa, Chordata, Mammalia, Chiroptera, Vespertilionidae. The transcript has 4 exons. The record is from RefSeq and is a predicted model, not a curated record.
GUGGAGCCCUCGAGAAUGGUAGUGCUCUGGCCAGAGACCUCACGGAGCUCCCACCACAAGGAGUCUGCAAACCCAGAGAGGGGCCUCACCAGCCCUGAGGAUCCCCUGAUCUUGGACUUCAGCCUCCAGAACUGUUAUUUAGCAGCUAACCCAAGAUUUGGAUCAUUGCCUAAAGUUGCACUUGCUGGUAUCCUGGGAUAUGGCCUGGGAAAGGCAUCAUACAUAGGAGUCUGCCAAAGUAAAUUUCAUUCCCUUGACGAUCAGCUACGCGGGGCUGGCUUUGGUCCAGGGCAUAACAGGCACUGCCUGCUUACCUGUGAGGAGUGCAAAAUUAAGCACGGAUUAAGCGAGGAGCGAAGUUCACAGCCAUCAGCUUCCUAAACUCUACACCCGUGGCUUUUGAAGUUUCUUAAAGUUCUGAAUUUGCACACACACUACAAUUUCAAGUGUACUUGAAAAUAGCGUACAGUGGAACAGAAACGUUGUGAUUCUCUCUAUCAAAAUGCUUUUUGCGGAAGAUUCUCAAUUGAAUUGAGUGUAUGUUUUUCUACUGUGUACGAACAUGGUGGGAGAAUUCACACACCGAAAAGAAAUUAUGUUGUAUUCUAACUUGUAUACAGUGAAGUAAAAGAAUGUCAAGUCCUCUCUAA